GUUUUCAAAACGUGCUGUUGCGACAACAAUCUUGCAGAAAUUUCCUUGUAGAUUGCGUAAUAUUUCUCCUGUAUAUAAAAGUAUGUUCGCUGUAAUGUAAAUCAUUGGAGGCGGUACCGAGCUGGUGGACAGUUUACAUUAUAACACCGUGGCAAGCAGUAACGAUUGCUGAUGGAAAUUAAGUGUUGAAGACUGAAAUCAACUGGAGACAGCAUGUGAACUGUGCCUGAGCAUUUCAUACCACAACUGAUGUUGCAGUUUUAGGAGGUUGCAAACCUAGUUGCUGUGUUGACCAGAAAUUAAAAGCAUUUCAAACAUCCUCAAAUCUUACUACAGAAUUACUUUAGACUUUAUAUUAGAAAUGUCGGAGUAUGAGAGCAUUCUGCAUAAGAUUGGUUCCUUUGGGCCAUAUCAAAGGCGUGUGUUUAUCUUGGUUAGUAUGUUCGAGACCCCAGCAGCCUGGGCCAUGCUACUUCCGAUAGUUCUUCAUGCCACUCCUGAUUGGGAAUGUCCAAUUUUUGGACACGGCAAUUCCUCAACCUUUAACCUGUCUGAAGCAAGUAAUUCCAGUUCAUUCACUGUCAACGAGUGUCUCCCCGACGGAAGUCAGUGUCCUGGACUACAGUUCACAGGGCCGUUCUCAUCUAUUGUCAGCGAGUGGCAGCUGGUCUGUGACAGAAAGAAUUUGACAAAAAUCAUCACUACGAUACAAAUGUGUGGUGUGUUGCUAGGAGCACUAAUCACAGGCCAGUUGGCGGACAUCUUUGGACGACGGAAAGUGUUAUACCUGACCUACAUAUUUAUGCUAGUUGUCUCCUUAAGUAGUGCCUUUGCUCCCUCCUGGCAGGUGUUUGCAGUUCUGCGAUUUUUCAUCGGUGGAUCAGUAGGAGGUGUGAUGGUUGUGAACUUUGUGCUGCCACUAGAGUUUGUGACUCCCAGCUGGCGGACAUUUUGUGGCUGUGUUGGGUUCUGGGCCAUAGGACUGAUGACUCUUGCUCUGUGGGGGUUUCUCAUACGUGACUGGAGGACCCUCGUCAUAGCAACAGCAGUCACUGGGGUACCCAUGCUGUUUUCAUGGAGCUUUGUAACAGAAAGUCCUCGCUGGUUGUUAACUAAAGGAAGGGUAGCUGAAGCUAAAGUUGAGGUCCAGAGGAUGGCAGCUUACAACAAGGUCACACUGUCGGAUGAGGAUUUGGAACAGCUAGACAUUUAUACAGAGAGAGAGAAGGAGUCCUUGAUAGAGAGGAAGAAGUAUAGUUAUCACGACAUAUUUAAAACCAGGACCAUGCUGAAAAACACACUCAUUGUUAUGUAUGGAUGGUUUGUGUCCAGCUCAGUGUACUAUGGUCUGAACUUUAACACCAGUAACCUCGCUGGUGACCUUUACAUCAACACAUUCAUAGCAGGUCUCGUAGAGAUCCCAGCUCUCGUUUACGUGAUCCUUGUCAACAACCGACUGGGGCGUCGCUGGACCAUAGCUUCCCUUAUGACCCUGGCUGGCAUUUCCUGCUUCGUCAUCCUCAUAAUAGAUCUCACAGGACAUAUGGAAUCCCUUCAGGUAUUAGUUAUUGUGUUUGCUAUGAUUGGAAAGUCUGGAAUAUCAGGAGGAUGGGCGGCCAUUCAGGUUUCAUCAGCUGAGAACUUUCCAACAAUAGUAAGAAAUCUAGGAAUUGGAGUCUGUUCCAUGGCAGCACGUAUUGGAGGCAUUGUGGCCCCACAGAUUAAUCAAUUGAAUUCUUAUUCCAAGGCGAUGCCUUUCACAGUGUUUGGAAGCCUUGCUCUACUUUGUGGAUUAUUGGUUCUGUUUUUGCCGGAGACAGCUGGCAAGCCUUUGCCUGAUAAUCUCAUACCCAAGAAAAACACUGGUAAAUUUCAGGAUACCGAGUUAACUGUCUCCUUAAAGAAUGGCCAUGCUUCUGCUGACGAAGAGAUUUCUCUCAAUCAAGUUUGACUUUGAAAUACAACAGAAACAAUUCUGCAUAUCUGUACAAAAUAAUUACCAAUAGCUAAUGCAAUGCUGUGCAAUGUGUGAGCAUAUGAACCAGAGAUAGUCGUCUUUAGAAGAGGCUCAUCCCGGUCUGAUAAUCCCAUAGUCAAGGGCAUCUUCACUAGCCAAGGGUUACGAUCCGGUACAAUCUGGUCUUCAAGAGUAGGUAGAUCGUACCGGAUGGUAACCCUUCGCUAGCGAAGAUGAGUCAAUGGAGUACAUUAGAAAAAUCUGUGAAUCUGGGGAUAUUGGUGAACACAGUCAAUAGCCCUGCUUCUGCUGAGGAGGUGAUAUCUCAUUAAUUGUUUGGGAAGUGAUUAUUAUGACCCAAACUUGUGUUCAGUACAACUUACAAAUACAAAUCUCUUUUCUUUUUGAAGUGAUUACAGAUUCAACAAAUCAAGUAAAAUAUUUUGACUAAUGCAUGACACAAUAGCAUUUACAAAUACAUGACUGAAUAGUGAAUUCCUUGUUAAGAAUUUACCGGCCAAUACAUGACUCUAUAUACAUACAGUGUAAAAUUUUAACAAUUCUGGUCUAAAUACCAUUCAAAUUCUUUACCAAUCAAUUUAUGAUUCAGUAUAAAAUAAUAACAAGUUAACCAGUGCACAUGUCUUUGUUAUGUACAGUAAGUGAGAAUAGUUAACUUAAUAUUAUCUAAAGAUUUUAGAAGAUUUCCAAUAAAGUACAUGACUCUAUACAUAUAUACCAUGUAACAAGUUCACCAAUACAUGACUCAAUACAAUGUGUCAAGUUUACCAACAAAUGGCUUAUACAAUGUAACAAGUUUACCAAUACAUGACUCAAUACAAUGUGUCAAGUUUACUUAUACAUGACUCAAUACAAUGUGUCAAGUUUACCAAUACAUGACUCAAUACAAUGUUACAAGUUUACCAAUACAUGACUCAAUACAAUGUGACAAGUUUACCAAUACACAACUCAAUACAAUGUAACGAGUUUACCAAUACAUGACUCAAUACAAUGUGUCAAGUUUACCAAUACACAACUCAAUACAAUGUGACAAGUUUACCAAUACACGACUCAAUACAAUGUGUCAAGUUUACUUAUACACGACUCAAUACAAUGUGUCAAGUUUACUUAUACAUGACUCAAUACAAUGUUACAAGUUUACCAAUACAUGACUCAAUACAAUGUAAGAAGUUUACCAAUACACGACUCAAUACGAUGUAACAAGUUUACCAAUACAUGACUCAAUACAAUGUAAGAAGUUUACCAAUACAUGACUUAAUACAAUGUAAGAAGUUAACUAAUACAUGACUCAUACAAUGUGUCAAGUUUACUAAUACAUGACUCAUACAAUGUAACAAGUUUACCAAAACAUGACUCAUACAAUGUAACAAGUUUACCAAUACAUGACUCGUACAAUGUGUCAAGUUUACUAAUACAUGACUCAAUACAAUGUAAAAAAUUUACCAAUACAUGACUCAAUACAAUGUAUCAGGUUUACCAACACAUGGAUUGAUACAAUGAAGAUAACAACUGAGCUUGUACAAACAAAUUUUUCCCAUGAUCAUCCCAGAGUUUGUUCAACAUCCCAUUGUCAAUUCUGUAACCUGUAAGUAGCACUGAUUGAAUUUGAACACAGCAUUCGUUGACAUUGUUUAAUAAAAAAAUGAAAAUUGUUCAUGUAUGAUAUGUGUUAUAUCCUGAUUUUGAUCUCAUAAAUAUCAUAAAUAGGACAUUUAAUGAUCAUGGAUUAUAUACAGGAAUGAGUGUGUUGCUUAUCAAUAUAUGAUUGACGACCAUUCCAUUACAAUACAAUUGUCCACUAAAGUGUUCAGGUGGUGCAUUGGAUAGCCACUCUUCUUUUCACCGUCAUUUAAAAUCGUAAUUAAAUAUUAAUAUAUACAAUAUUUAAUGGUUUCCUAUUAAAUACCAUAAAUAUUUCACUUGUUUGUCAGAGUUUACCAAUAUUUUUACUCAUGCUUUAAUUUGCACUCGUAAAAAAAUGAUAUUCUGCCAUACUCAAGAAAUUGAUGUGAUAUAUAACUGGAAACCAUUAAAUAUCCUCUAUUUAUAUAUAACUAUACCAUACCAUUUUCAGUUUUAUAACAUGUACCUACAUAGUACUGUCUGAUUAUGAGCUGAACAUUUGUAUUGAUAAUUGUUUUAUUUAUAGGUUCCUUUGUUAAAUUUACCAAUGUGUUCUAACUCAAUCACCCCUAAAGUCCCAUUUGAACCUUACCAAUUCAACGACUUGGCAGGUCCAGUGUAGAUAUGUAGGGGUGAAUGAGUUAAGAUGCAAUACUGUCUCUGUGUCGGUGAUAAUAGUGAACAGAUGGUGAGUCAAGUAGACGAUAUCAGUGUGGUUGUAGUGAAAGAGGAAGCAGUGGGUGUUUCUGCCAGAAUCGCCUCAGUAAGUCAGUAAGAUAGAAAUAAAUAGAAUCUUUGAUGUGAUGUUAAUGCAUAGCUGACUUGAUGUAACUGUACUGACAGUCUGACAUGAUGUCAUACAAUUGUGAUGAAUAAGGGAAUCCCCCCAAUCUCAACCCUAGGGUGAGACGAGGAUUUCGUUUACCCUGGACUGGUGUAUCUUCACUUUAACGGUUGUGAGGUUAAUAGAAUCUCUCGACCCCUUUGGGAUGAUAUAGGGGGAUUUCAACCCAAGGGGAAGAUACUCAAGUUGCCAAACACAAGGCUUUGGAGAGUGUUUGGCAACUUAAGAAUCUUUCCCCGAGGGUUGAGAUUCUGUUAUCUUUUACCCAGGACAGUUGUAUCCACACCUUACCCAUUGUAAGAUAUCCUUGUCUCACCCUAGGGUUGAGACGGGGGGAUUCCUCCAUCAAAACAAUCAGCACACACGCAGGCA
This is a messenger RNA of Mizuhopecten yessoensis (Yesso scallop), 4817 nucleotides long. RefSeq names its product organic cation transporter protein-like. The transcript has 10 exons. Lineage: Eukaryota; Metazoa; Mollusca; Bivalvia; Pectinida; Pectinidae. Gene Ontology annotation, cellular component: membrane. Gene Ontology annotation, molecular function: transmembrane transporter activity. The record is from RefSeq and is a predicted model, not a curated record. Gene Ontology annotation, biological process: transmembrane transport. The coding region runs from base 362 to 1951 and encodes 529 amino acids.